This is a messenger RNA of Aureobasidium pullulans EXF-150, 1969 nucleotides long. Its product is annotated as FAD-linked oxidase-like protein. Lineage: Eukaryota; Fungi; Ascomycota; Dothideomycetes; Dothideales; Saccotheciaceae. The transcript is spliced from 2 exons. Bases 72 to 1826 code for a protein of 584 amino acids. Gene Ontology annotation, molecular function: FAD binding; D-lactate dehydrogenase (NAD+) activity; D-lactate dehydrogenase (cytochrome) activity. Gene Ontology annotation, cellular component: mitochondrion. Gene Ontology annotation, biological process: lactate catabolic process. The record is from RefSeq and is a predicted model, not a curated record.
CUUAUGGUCAACCAUUGUCACUCGUCGCGACUCUUGGAACCUCUUCCAGCAAUUGGCACUCACCUGUCACAAUGAAACAGCCAGAAGACAUUGUCGGCGGCGGACCGACUUCACCUCUUGCCUUUCGCCAAGCAGUCGGAAGCUCUCCUCAGGCAAGAGCGAAUCCCAUCCGACUUCCUCCUGGCAUCAGUGCUGAAGUCUUCCAAACUUUCACCCAGCGAGCCGCCGCGAUCUGCGGCGAUGAGAAUGUGGUCAUAAUCUCCAACAGCGAUGAGCUCAACCACGAAAGUUAUCUGGAUCCUAGCAAAUGUCAUGACAUGUAUCAUGUGCUUGAGGACGACUACUUCAUCAGUUCUGCCGUGAUCACUCCUCGUGGUGUGCCUGACGUACAAGACAUGAUGCGUCUUUGCAAUGAAUUCAGCGUUCCUGUGUGGCCGUUCUCGAUCGGUCGAAAUGUCGGCUAUGGAGGUGCAGCUCCUCGUGUCCCCGGGAGUAUUGGUCUGGAUCUCGGCAAGCACAUGAACAAAGUGCUAGACAUCAAUGUCGAUGGCGCAUUUGCUCUGCUCGAGCCCGGUAUCACUUUCUUGGAUCUACACGAGCAUCUUGUCAAAAAUAAUCUCCGUGACAAGUUGUGGGUCGAUGUGCCUGAUCUGGGUGGCGGUUCAGUCAUUGGCAACACCAUUGAGCGUGGUGUCGGAUACACACCUUAUGGAGACCACUGGAUGAUGCACUGUGGCAUGGAAGUCGUUCUCCCUGAUGGAUCAUUGAUCAGGACUGGCAUGGGUGCUCUUCCCAACCCGAAAGCAGAUCCGAGCAGACCACCACAUGAGCAGGAUGCUUGCGAAACAUGGCAACUCUUCAACUAUGGCUUCGGACCGUACAACGACGGCAUCUUCUCUCAGUCUUCGCUCGGUAUCGUUGUCAAGAUGGGUAUCUGGCUCAUGGCAAAUCCGGGCGGCUAUCAGUCAUACCUUAUCACUUUCCCGAAGGACGAGGACUUGCAUCAGAUUCUUGAGGUCAUUAGACCGCUGAGGGUAGGCAUGGUCUUGCAGAAUGUGCCGACGCUUCGUCAUGUCUUGCUCGAUGCAGCUGUCCAUGGCAACAAAAAGUCGUACACCGACUCUACCAAGCCCUUGACUGACGUCGAAAUCGAUGAGAUUGCGAAGAAGAUCGGACUUGGAAGAUGGAACUUACACGGUGCGCUUUAUGGCCCUGCACCCAUCCGCGAUGCCAUGUGGGGCGUUGUCAAACAAUCCUUUUCCAGCAUUCCGGGCGCGAAGUUUUACUUCCCAGAAGACAUGCCUGACAAUCUAGUACUGCAAACACGACACCUGACACUGCAGGGUAUCCCGAGCACUACAGAGCUGAAAUGGGUCGACUGGCUUGACAACGGAGCUCAUCUCUUCUUCAGCCCAAUCAGCAAAGUUAGUGGAGACGAUGGCGUUGCUCAAUACAAGAUGACGCGGACACGGUGCGAAGAGUUUGGUUUCGACUUCAUCGGCACUUUCGUCGUCGGCAUGCGCGAGAUGCACCAUAUCGUGUGUCUUGUAUUCGAUCGCAAAGACCCUGACAGUCGAAGGAGAGCGCACAAGCUCAUUGCAACACUGAUUGACGAUGGUGCAAAAAACGGAUGGGGUGAAUAUCGCACGCACUUGGCCUACAUGGAUCAGAUUGCAGCGACUUACAACUUCAACGACAAUGCACAAAUGAAGCUGAACGAGAAAAUCAAGAACGCUCUGGAUCCAAAGGGUAUCCUAGCUCCUGGCAAGAAUGGUGUGUGGCCAAAGACAUUUGACGCGGAAUCGUUCAAGGUCCCGUUCCAAUGAGUGGCCACUCCAGGUAUUGAGGGAAGAGUCGAGGUCAGUCGUAGCACUCAACUCAUCUGUACAGUAGUGUUGUGGAGGAGCAAGGACGUUCAAUCGGAUUGUGGAAGCUUAGUUCGCCGGGAUCCUGUACCAUUGUAUUCGAC